AUGACCACACUCUCACCCUGCUCCUCACUCCCCGCCACGGCGAGAGGAGGGAUCGCUGGACUCCCACUUUCCCUCCUGUCCGAGACCCCCGCUCUCCGUCUCCCACGCCCCGGUCGCCGGUCUCGCUCACCUCCCCCUCGAAUGCUGACAAUGUGGCCACACCAUGUAGGAACUAUCGCUGUCGCGUCCCCUUCCCAACACGACGCCCCGACAACACAAUCACUCCAUAUCUCUCGGGGUGGUCAAUGCCAAUCACCGUAUCACUCGCCGCAAGAGCGUGACUACCGCGGCGGCCAACGUCGCCGCGGCCGUGGCAGCCUCCCUGAAAGAUGGCAGCGAGGCGGCUUCGCUCCCCGUGGGUGCCGCGCACCGUCGCAGUCUCGGGGCCCUCCCAGCCAGGAGCCACUGGCGGCUCGUAAGGCAUCACCCAGCAACUCCGACGAUGAUUCCAAGUCAACCUCCAAGGGCCGCAAUCGUCGCGCGAGUGAAGGGGCGCACAUGAAGACUGAUGGCAAGCGUGCUCCUGCCGAUCUCCGCUGUGACCGCUGUGGGAAAGGAUAUAAGCACGGCAGUUGCUUGUCGAAGCAUAUGUGGGAACACGAUCCAGCAUGGUCCAUCACGUCCAAGCUCCUCAUCUCCAAGCACCAGCAGGUGCAGCUGUUGGAGGCGGCCACCGUUCUGGUCAACAUGAAUAUCGACGAAGAGACCACCGAGCAAUCGCCCGAUGCCGAGUCGGAAUUCUCCUCUGCCUCGCCCGGCGCCUCGUCCGAACUGCGGGAUGGCGUCAGCUCUGCAGAAACCACCCCGCCUCCGAUGGACGAGCAGGAGGAGGAGGAUGAUGAUUUUGAAAUGUCGGGUGUGCCGGCCAACUGGACCAAGCGGCCCAGCAUCAGCCACGCCUUCUCCCGCUCUUAUCAGUCGAUUCCGUCGAGCUCGUUCAACGGCAGUGCGCCCCUGCACUCGCCCGCCUUUUCGCACUUCCGCAAGUCGAGCAUCGACACUCGCCCCUCGACCGCCGACACCCGGCUCCAUGAAGACGACGAGGCAGAUCUGGCGGCCGCCAUUGGACUAUGCAACUUUGGCACUCCCCGCACAGGACCCGUGUCCAUGGCGUCCGACGUGCCUCCGGUGCCUCCCUUACCUGCGCGCUACCUCGACUCGAGCAGUCACUCUGGACCCCUCAGCCCUGGUCUCAAGCUCUCCAGCCCCGGGCCGAUGAACGAGGUGUAUCGUCGCAACUCCAACGCCGAAGCCUUCUUCUCUGCCUCGCUGAAUCCCUCCCUGUCCUAUAAGGUGUCUGACGAGCGUGGGGCACGCACCGGUAGCGGUGACCUGACGGCCCAAGAAUCUCGUCAUCGACGCAACGCCGACGUUGACUUUGGCAGCCGACGUGCCACUGCGGAUGAUGAUGAUGAUGGUGUGUUUGGCCGGAUGGAGGAAUAG
Molecule: messenger RNA, 1443 nt
Organism: Penicillium oxalicum
Lineage: Eukaryota; Fungi; Ascomycota; Eurotiomycetes; Eurotiales; Aspergillaceae
Product: putative C2H2 finger domain protein
Exons: 3
Coding region: 1-1443 (480 amino acids)
Source: RefSeq, a predicted model, not a curated record